Messenger RNA from Hypoxylon fragiforme, 7087 nucleotides. RefSeq names its product P-loop containing nucleoside triphosphate hydrolase protein. Lineage: Eukaryota; Fungi; Ascomycota; Sordariomycetes; Xylariales; Hypoxylaceae. The coding region runs from base 1 to 7059 and encodes 2352 amino acids. The transcript is spliced from 6 exons. The record is from RefSeq and is a predicted model, not a curated record. Gene Ontology annotation, molecular function: ATP binding; helicase activity; ATP hydrolysis activity.
AUGUCCAAUCCUACCGUUACCACUAGCCAAGAUCCAACUGACAACCGGUCUCGACUCCUAAAUAAGUUUUUCUACGCUGUCGUCGAGGGAAAACGCAGGGUCGAAAAAAUUGGGGACGGCCAAAAAUUCCUCGAGUCCAUCGUGAACAGAACCGAUAAGUCAGACUGCAUUGAAAGACUAGCUUCAUCUAAAGAUGCUCAAAAUGCCCUCCACAAAUCCCUGAUAUUGGACUCUUCAACUCAGUUCAUCAACGCGUUCGUCGCAAACCUGAUACAAUUUCUUAAAGAUGAUGAUCUGGCAAGAGUCUGCGAUGGCGAGCUUCUACACCAGGUUAUCUGGAUUAUGGUUGAUCCUCCAGUAUUCUGGAACUGCCUGAUCCAGAAAGCCAGAGAGAAGCAGCUCGAGACGAAAACAUUUGAAGGCUUCGCUUGGCUAUUGCUGCAGCUUGUGCUCCUCCAGCCCCCUCGAUCGUCGCCGUUUCGGGAAAUUACGAACUCACUCCUAGAAGAUGGAACCCUGGAUAACCCAGGCUCUUUGAUGUCUGAAAGCCUAGUCCAAAAGAUCCGAUCUUUGGUGCAGCCCUCGCAACCCGGUACGGGCCCAAUCAUCGUUGGAGACUUUGGUCCUGGGGGUCGCCAUGACAAUGACUUUGUCAAUUACCGCGAUAUCUCAAUCAUGCCCACUCGAGAUGAGUUGGAGUCGACGAGGAGACCGUUUUAUCUACAAGCUUCCGCAGUAUUUGCGGAACCUAACACAAGUCGCACAUCUAAUCACCUUGACAACCAAUUCCGCCUUUACAGAGAAGACAUGCUCGCUAAUAUCCGUGAGGGUCUAAAACGCUCCAGAGACCGAAGUCAAAAGUCUGGAUGGAAAAAUGUGGUUAUUCAAAAUCUUACCUUGAAAGGGGUAGAUAAGAAUAUGAUGGCCAAUGGCAAAGCCUGUACUAUGGUUCUCGAAUGUAAAGACGACAUACUGAAAAUGGGCAAGGCUGGCAGUGUAGCAAGAAAAGCAGAGUUGAAAAGGUCUCCGGGAUUCUUGAAGCAUCAAAGCUUCGGAUGCCUAAUGAAAAACGACAAACUGCUGGGAUUCGCGAUGCUCUACAGAAACGAAGACCGACUCUCACUUUGCCCGCCACAAGUCUGUUUACAGAUCGUUGGUCAAGAAACGUUAAGUCAAGUCUUGCUAGUUCUGCAACACGACACGAUUGACUUCCUACUCAUUCCUACCUCGAUUUUUGCAUACCAACCCAUUCUAGAGAGAUUACAGCGGAAGACAGACAUCGAACUUGAUCAUGAUAUUCUCGUUUACUCGCAAACUCCAACAGAAUCUUCAAUACAGCCCACCGAUAUCAUAGAGGCGCUCAAGGCAUCCAUGGCUUCCCAAUCUGACUUGCAACAGCUCCUGAAAACAACGAAGUCAUUGAUCUUGGACCCUUCACAGAUCGAGGCCUUGAUACAUGGGCUCAAGUACCAAACAAGCCUAAUACAGGGCCCUCCAGGAACAGGAAAGUCUCUAGUCGGCGCUCUUUUGGCCAAGAUCCUACUUGACAACACUCAGGAGACCAUGCUCAUUUUGUCAUAUACCAAUCAUGCACUGGACCAAUUCUUAGAGGACCUGAUGGAUAUGGGAAUCAGCCAAAAUGAUAUGGUCCGCCUAGGGUCAAAAUCCACAAGCAGGACAGACUCCCUGAAAUUAAGUAAUCAGAUAGCAGACGGUCGCCAGAGGAAUAGGACGCGGCAGCAAUCGAUCGACACCUAUAUGAAUGACAGUCAAUUCUUGGAGGAUAAGAUAGACCAGUGCUUCGGCGAAUACAAGCAGGAUAAAAUUUCACCAACUCAGCUACUAGAAUUACUAGAGUUUUCUGAUACAGAAGAAGAAUUUUAUGACGCACUUUCGGUACCAGCUGCACAGGAGGGUGACACCCGCGUCGGUAGAAAGGGUGCUAAGAUGCGGCCUGACUUUCUCUUCGAACGCUGGAAAGGAGGAAAGACACCUGGCCCUUUCACCAAGGAAAAAUCAGGGGCUCCGUGUAAGAAAGUAUGGACCAUGCCGAAAAAUGAUCGACAGUUGAAAAUCCGGCAAUGGGAAAAGGAUAUCCGCGAGGAGAGAGUCGCCGCUCUCUGCGAAGUAGUUACUAAAUACAACGAGAAACAGAAGGUCCUAAAUGAUCUUAGAAAGGAGAAGGAAGAAGGUAUCCUUCAGAGAAAACGUAUAAUCGGCUGCACUACCACAGCUGCGUCAAUGUACGCGCAAGAGAUCCAAGCCGCCAAGCCUGGUAUUAUCAUCGCUGAGGAGGCGGGUGAGAUUUUGGAAAGCCACAUCCUUUCAGCUAUGGGGCCUUAUACAAAACAGUUGAUUCAGAUUGGAGACCAUAAACAACUCCGGCCCAAGGUAACCAACUACAAGCUCACAGUGGAAGCCGGGAAUGGAUACGAUCUCAAUAGGUCGCUAUUUGAAAGGCUUAUAAACUACGGGCGGCCUCAUUGCACAUUGCUUAAUCAACAUAGGAUGAGACCAGAGAUAUCUGCAUUGAUAAGACACCAGUACCCUGGCCUUAAAGAUGCCAAAGGCACAGAGAAUCGCCCGCAUCUUCGAGGUUUUCAGCACGAUGUUGUCUUCUUCAACCACGACCACCUGGAAGAGAGCCACGACGGACUCAAGGAUAAGCUUGACCAAAGCACUACAUCAAGUAAGCGAAACGCAUUCGAGGCUGAGAUGGUCUUAAAGUGUGUUCGUCACUUGGGACUACAGAAUUAUAACACAGACAACCUCGUGAUAUUGACCCCUUAUCUUGGUCAACUCUUACUACUCAAGGAUAUUCUAAGCCGGGACAGCGAUCCCGUCUUGAAUGAUCUCGACUCGCACGACCUUGUCCAAGCUGGAAUUAUGACACCCGCAAGCGCUGCAGUCAACAAGCCGCGCAUUCGUCUCUCCACUAUAGACAACUAUCAAGGAGAAGAGAGUGACGUUGUUGUGGCUUCACUAACCCGCAGCAACGCAAACGGAGAUAUUGGGUUUAUGUCUUCUCCAGAGCGACUCACUGUACUAGUCUCUAGGGCUCGAAAUGGGUUCAUCAUGAUUGGCAAUGCGGAAACCUUCCUGAACGCGAGGAAAGGUCGCGAGGAGUGGACCCGGCUUUUCGAUAACCUCAAGAAAAAAGGGCACAUCCACGACGGGUUUCCACUCAAAUGCGAGAAGCAUCCAUACAAAACACAUAUAAUCCGUUCAGUUGAAGAUUUUUUUCGUCUUUGCCCGGACGGGGGAUGCGAUUUACCGUGCAAAGAAAUCUUGUCUUGUGGGAAACACGCCUGCCAGUUACGAUGCCACGUGCGAGUUGACCACUCGAAGAUGCCAUGCAGCGAGGUCAUGAAUGAUACCUGUGUAGUUGGACACAAGCUCGUGUGGCAGUGCUCAGACAAUGCACCGCCUGCUUGUCAGACAUGUCGCCGUGAGAAAGAAGAGCGAGACGAAAAGGCUCGUCGAGACAAAGAUCUAGAAAUUAAACGGCAAGCAAGACAACAUGCGUACGCCAAGCAAUUAAAAACCUACCAAGAUGAAAUCGCUGCGCUGAGGAAAUUCAAUAAAGAAUGCCAAGAGGAGGCCCUCAGACAGCAGACUUUGCAGCAACAUUGGCUUGAGCUCGCUCAGUUGAAGAUACAAACCCAGACGCCUGUGAACACCAACGUAAAUCCGCCACGUCCAACACCAGCAGCGCCAUCGAAACGAAAGCCUGUACAAUCUGCACAACCUACAGCUAGUAGCGCAACUAAACCUAGUAAGAAUGAUGAUGAGAAAGCCCAGCACAAAGUACAGGAUGCCAAUACGUCCAAGCAACAGCCAGUUAGCAAUCCCGAAGCUCCAGAUGAAGAGAGUAGCGAUAGUGCAUCAGAGGCUACGCUAGAGGACGAAGACAUGCCAACACCUUCGAAACCCUCCCCCGCCGAAGCUGAUUGGAAGCACCAGAAGGAGUACGAAAAUGCCAACAAUGAAGCCAUCGAUUCUUUAUGCAAGAUGAUUGGGCUAGAAAGCGUAAAAAAGGAGUUCCUGAAUAUUAAGGCGAGAAUAGACACCGCCAUCCGCCAAGGAUCCGAUAUCAAGGAUCAGAGGUUCGGGGCCGCUUUACUUGGAAACCCAGGGACAGGUAAGACUACAGUCGCUAGGCUUUAUGCCAAGUUCCUCUCUUCCGUCGGGGCCUUACCUGGGGAUCACUUUGUGGAAACUACUGGUUCACGGCUGGCGAACGACGGAAUAGCAGGAUGCAAAAAGCUCAUAGAAGAAAUCCUCAACAAAGGGGGCGGCGUCUUCUUUCUGGACGAGGCAUAUCAGAUUGUGUCUGGCAGUUCCUUUGGUGGAGCACAGGUGCUCGACUUCCUUCUCGCAGAGAUCGAGAACCUCACGGGAAAGGUUGUCUUCGUGUUUGCCGGGUAUCGGAAGCAGAUGGAGGCCUUCUUUGCUCACAACCCAGGCAUACCUAGCCGAAUACCGAUCCAACUGAACUUCGAGGACUACGAAGAUAACGAGCUCCAUAGAAUUCUCAACUUCGAACUGGAGAAGAAGUUCACGGGCCGCAUGAAAGUUGAAGGUGGGGUCGGAGGGCUCUACAUGCGCAUCGUGGCACGCCGUAUUGGCCGCGGUCGAGGAAAGGAAGGAUUCGGAAACGCUCGUGAGGUGCAGAAUGUAUUCUCCAUCAUACUUGGAAGGCAGGCCGACCGUCUUCACCGAGAGAGACGUGAAGGUCGAACACCAGACGAUAUGCUGCUUCGGAAGAUCGACUUGGUGGGACCGGAACCCAGCAGAGAAUUCUCUCACAACCCGGAUUGGAAGACGCUUCAGAGCAUGAUCGGACUGAAGUCGGUGAAACAGUCGGUCAUGGUCCUCGUCGAUCGCUUACAGACCAACUACGACCGUGAAAUGAAAGAACAGCCCACGGUCGAGUGUUCCCUGAACAAGGUGUUCGUUGGAAAUCCUGGAACUGGUAAAACGACCGUUGCAAAGCUCUAUGGUAAAAUUCUAAAGGCAUUGGGCCUCCUAAGUAACGGCGAAGUUAUUAUCAAGAACCCGGCCGAUUUUGUUGGCGGCGCCCUUGGACAAUCCGAGAAAAACACCAAAGCCAUCCUCGAAUCUACCAAGGGCAAGGUCUUGAUUAUCGACGAGGCCUACAUGCUCGCCGGCGGUGGUGCCAGCGGUGCUUCAGGCUCUGGAGGAUUCAGCGAUCCCUACAAAACAGCUGUGGUAGAUACUAUAGUUGCUGAAGUCCAAAGCACUUCACUUGAGGAUAGAUGCGUUCUGCUGUUGGGGUAUAGAGAACAGAUGGAAGACAUGUUCCAGAAGGUCAACCCGGGCCUGACGAGACGUUUCCCCAUCUCGUCUGGUUUCAACUUCCAAGACUAUGACGACGAUGAACUCCGGAAGAUCCUUGAUCUCAAGCUCAAACAACAAGGGUUCAGAGCCACUGAGGCUGCAAAGAAGGUUGUCAUCGAAGUAUUAGGGCGGGCUCGUAACAGGCCCAACUUUGGAAAUGCAGGCGAAGUCGACAUCGUUCUCGACCAGGCCAAGGAGCGUCAACAAAAACGCUUGUCUGAAAGUCCCGGGCCAAAACACUCGAAUCUCUUGACUCCUAAGGAUAUCGAUCCUGACUUCGAUAGGGGUGAACGCGCGACAACCAAUAUUCGCGUGCUCUUCAAGGACGUCAUCGGGUGUGAGGAAAUUGUCGAGCAGUUGGAAGGAUAUCAGCAGAUUGUUCAGAACAUGAAGGAAAUGGACAUGGAUCCUCGUACACAGAUACCCUUCGGGUUUCUCUUCCGCGGCCCACCCGGAACCGGGAAAACCACGACAGCUAGAAAGAUGGGCAAGAUCUAUUAUGACAUGGGGUUCCUUGAGGGAGCCAGAGUAGUCGAGUGCUCUGCCACUGAUCUGAUCGGCCAGUACGUGGGCCAGACCGGCCCUAAAGUGCAGAAAAAGUUUGAUGAUGCACGGGGGGCUGUGCUGUUCAUCGACGAAGCAUACAGGCUUGCCGGUGAGCACUUUGCUAAGGAGGCGAUGGAUGAGAUCGUCGACUGCCUCACCAAGGAGCGAUACCAGAACAGACUCGUCGUCAUUCUCGCAGGCUACGACAACGACAUCAACCGGCUCAUGAACCAAAACCCCGGGCUGACUAGCAGGUUUCCCGAGACCAUCUCUUUCCGCCACCUUCCGCCACACCACUGUCGAGAUCUCUUACUGCAAUGCCUCCAGGCCAAGAAGCUCAACACACAGAGCCUGGAGGACUCUCCCACCCUGGACAGCAGACUCCUGGACCUAUUUGGCAUCCUAUCCAGCACGCCGUCGUGGGGGAAUGCUCGGGACGUGCAGACGCUGGCCAAGGCAACGUUCUCCCGGAUUAUGCGCUCGAAGACGCCCAACCCCAACCGCGUCGUGCCUGAAAACGUGGUCAUAGACGUCAUCAACGCCAUGGUCGACGAGCGGACCGCACGAGCUGCUGCUGCUAACCCGCUUUCCAAGUUCAUUUCCGAUCUGCCAAUGCAACACCCCCAGCCCAUGACUCAGGGACCGCCUCAGAUAACCACGACCACGACCACGACCGAGACGGCCACAGAGGAAGAAGAAGAGGAAGGCCAAGCACCACCACCACCACCACCACCACCGCACAAGGAAACAGAAGAAGAGCCGUCCGCCGCAGCCCGCGACGCCGGCGUCUCGGACGCCGUAUGGGCGCAGCUGCAGCUGUCCAAAGCCGCGGCCGCCGCGGAGCAGCGCGCGCUCGCCUCAGCGCGGCAGCUGGCGGAGCGCCAGGUUCGGGAGCAGGAGGAGGCGCUGAAGCGGGAGCGCGACGAGUCGGCGCGCCGCGAGGUUCUGCGCAAGCUGGAAGAGGCGCGCGAGCGGCAGCGGAAGGCGGAGAAGGAGAGGGAGGAGAGGGAGAGGAGGGAGGCCGAGGUCCAGAAGAAGCUGAGGAGCCUGGGCGUGUGCGUGCAGGGGUUCCAGUGGCUGAGGCAGGCGGACGGCGGGUAUAGGUGUCGCGGGGGGUCGCAUUAUGUUUCGAGCACGCAGUUGGGGAUGUGAGGGAUGUGAGGGUUGGGUGUCUGUGGUU